GUAAGUUAUACACGUGAGGAUGUACCAAUCUAAUUGUAAUCUUUGCUUACGUAGAAUUUUUUUUGAACCACUGUCAAAUUCUAUAUUAAUAUUAAUAACGCAUUGUUUUAAAAUUAAAACAACGAAAUGUAUUUGUAAAAAUUGAUAAUGCUCAACGUUUUCGUAUACAUAUAUAGAGAUGAUAUAUAUAUAAAUAUAUAUAAAUUUUAUUAAUAUUACACAAAACGGAAUUAUUAAAUUGUAACAUCAUGUAUAGACGUAUUUUAUUAUUUGAAAGCGCAAUAUUUCAAAAUAAGUGCAAUUUUAAUAAACAAUAUAUAGAACGAAUGUAUAUGGCUGAUAUUUUGAAAACAAAAGAAUAUGAAGGUCGUAAAUUAAUAGGAUUUUCAAUGGAUCAAAUAUACAGUGUUGUAGCUGAUGUACAAAAUUAUAAAGAGUUUGUUCCAUUUUGUAAAAAAUCCGAUGUUAUAUUCAAAAGUGAUGAUAUGCUCAAAGCUAAUCUGGUAAUAGGUUUCCCACCUAUAAAUGAAAGUUAUACAUCAAUAGUAACGACAAUGCGUCCACAUUUAGUAAAAGCUGAAUGUUCAGAUGGUAGAUUAUUUAAUCAUUUAAAUACAUUAUGGCUUUUCAGUCCAGGAUUAAAAAAUAAUGCUCAAACCUGCGUUAUUGAUUUUUCUUUAUCAUUUGAAUUUAAGUCGAUUAUUUAUUCACAUUUAUCAAAUUUGUUUUUUAAUGAAAUCGUGAGACAAAUGGAAAAUGCUUUUAUUGAUGAAGCCAAACGUAGAUAUGGAAGACCAUGUAUAAAAACAGUACGAUUAGAAAGAUGAUAUAUAAUUAUAUUAAAUUAAUAAUAAAUAAUAAUUAACAAAUUAAAAUAUUCAAAAUAUUGUAAUUUAUAAAUAAAAAAAAUAGUUUUAAACAUUUUUCUUUUUCAAUUUUAUAUAACUUUCUCAAAUUAAAUAUUUAAUAAUUUUUUAAACAUUUUCCUUUUUCAAAUUUAUAUAAAUUUUUUUCAAACUAUAAAUUGUAAUACACACACACACACACACACACACACACACACACACACACAUAUAAUACACAUACAUAUAUAGUUAUAAAUUAUAAUUUUAUAAUUAUAAUAAUUUUUCGAAAUAUUUAAUAUAAUUAUACUGUGGCAAUUUAAUAUAUUACGUAUACAUUAUUUAAUAUUAUUAUAUACAUAUAUUAUUUAAUACAUUACUUAAGUAUGUACUUAUAUAUAAUCUAUAAUAAAAUUAUUGCAAAUUCUUUUCAUAUAACAUAAUAAUUUAUAUUUAUAUAUUAUAUAUGUUUAUGUUAUUUAUUAAUUUGUAAAUUAAAAACUCAAGUAUUUGAAAAAUAAAUUAUUAUAAUUAAUUAA
Molecule: messenger RNA, 1381 nt
Organism: Apis cerana (Asiatic honeybee)
Lineage: Eukaryota; Metazoa; Arthropoda; Insecta; Hymenoptera; Apidae
Product: coenzyme Q-binding protein COQ10 homolog B, mitochondrial
Biological process (GO): cellular respiration
Cellular component (GO): mitochondrion
Molecular function (GO): ubiquinone binding
Source: RefSeq, a predicted model, not a curated record